GUUGUUGGUUUUCUCUACUGGGCUGCUACUUUUUAGUCUGGCCCGCCCCAUUUACCGGCCUGAUCGCAUGUAAAACGCCGAAAGAACGAAUAACUCUCUUCGACGCGUCUCUCUUCCUACCGAAGCCUAGUUUUUUUCAGUCUCUCCUCUCUCGGCCGCUAAACCCUCUCACUCCGAGGCCAUUGUCGUUGAAGCAACGCUGUUAGCUCCUGCCCUCUCUGAUUCAGGCACCGCCAUUGUGUUUUAGGAUGCCGGAAAUCAAGGCAGUGAUUGGUCUCUCAUGGGAGCCAAAGUUGCCGACUUUUUCAUCAGCAGCUAAAAAUGGAGGUGGGUCUGGUACCAAACCUCACGAAACUCACCGCGAAACCAAUCAACUUUGGAAACCCAACACACAGCUUGUUGAUGGCCUCUUUGUUCCACCAAAUAACCCAACAAAGCUGAACAAGUUGCUUAAGAAGCAGCUCAAAGACACUGCUGGGACAAGUUGGUUUGACAUGCCUGCACCAACCAUGACCCCAGAGUUGCAGAAAGAUCUCCAAUUACUCAAGUUAAGGAAUGUUAUGGAUCCAAAGAGACACUACAAGAAGGGUAAUUCACAACCUAACAAGUAUUUCCAGGUAGGGACAGUGAUAGAGUCCCCGUUAGAUUUCUUCUCAGGCAGACUUACAAAGAAGGAAAGGAAGACAACCCUUGCAGAAGAGCUGCUUUCUGAUCAUACCCUUGGGAACUACAGAAAGCGGAAAGUGCGUGAGAUAGAAGACAAAAACCGGCCGGGUGGAAAUGAAAAAUGGAAGAUAAAGGGGAAGAAGUCGUAUCAGCGUGCAAAGCAAAGAAGGCUCUGAUAUGUUUUCACUCUGACCAGAUUUUUUUGGAAAUCCACGGAGGCUGAUAGGUUUCUGUCAAAUCAGAGAAAGAUAUUGUUAAUGUGUAACUGUACUAAUUGAAGAAACAUGUAGUUUCAAAUUUUGAUGAUAUGUUACCAUCUAGCUCAGACAGUACGCUACUGAAUAACAUUAAUUUUUGUUUUUGUUUUUGUUACAUGGUUUGCAAAUUUCAAAGGAUCGAGCCUUCUUGUUAGUGGAAAUUUUAUUGAUGA
This is a messenger RNA of Prunus dulcis (almond), 1096 nucleotides long. RefSeq names its product rRNA-processing protein fcf2-like. Lineage: Eukaryota; Viridiplantae; Streptophyta; Magnoliopsida; Rosales; Rosaceae. Gene Ontology annotation, cellular component: nucleolus. Bases 249 to 842 code for a protein of 197 amino acids. Gene Ontology annotation, biological process: RNA processing. The record is from RefSeq and is a predicted model, not a curated record. Gene Ontology annotation, molecular function: RNA binding. The transcript is spliced from 6 exons.